AUGACAAGUCAUUUCCCACCAAAUACAAAAAUAAAAGAUUUUGGAUAUCCCGAAACUCAUCCAUUUCAUAUUGGUAAUUAUCUUUUAAAAUCUAAUGGUUCAAUAUCAUCAUCUCCUACAUCAUCAACAACAUCAUCCUCUGCAUCAUCAUCAUCAACUACUUCAUCUUCAGCAUUCAUAUCAAAUAAACAUGGAAAUCAUCACCAUCACCAUCACCAUCACCAUCUACCCAAUAAUUAUAUGACAAAUUCUUCCCAAUUUAUACUGUCCAAUGAUUAUAAUAAUACUAAUAAUAUCAAUGACGAUGACGACGAUGACGAUGAUAAUGAUAAUGAUGAUGACAUUAUAGAUGACGAUUAUGAUCAAGAUGAAAUUAAUUGUAAAGCAAGAGCAAUAUUUGAUUUUUCUGCCGAGAAUGAUAAUGAAAUAUCAUUAAUUGAAGGACAAAUCAUUUGGAUUAGUUAUCGUCAUGGUCAAGGUUGGUUAGUUGCUGAAGAUCCUAUACUGGGAGAAAAUGGAUUAGUCCCAGAAGAAUAUGUUGAAAUUAUGCAAAAUCUUGAUAAUAAGAAUAAGAAGAAACAUAAGAAUAAGAGUAUAAAUAUUAAUGGUGAUUAUCAAGAAUUUGGUCAUCAAUAUGGAAAUGCAAGUAACAAUCAAGAUGAAGAUGUUCCAAAAAGGUUUUUACCAGAAAUAUUUAAUGACCAUAUACACCAAGAUGAUGAUGAUGAUAAUGUGGAUUGUGAUAGUGAAUGGGUAGAUACUGAUUAUGAAGAAGAAGAAGAAGAAGAAGAAGAAGAAGAAGAAGAAGAAGAAGCAGAGGAAGAGCAGGAGCAGGAAAAGCAGCAACCACAAGAAGGAAAAGAAGAACCAAAAAUGGAGAUAGCGAAACUUGAACAACCAGUCAAUAAAGAAAGUGAAAUCAAUGGUGAAACAAUAACAACAACUACUGCAACAAUUACUACAACAACCACUACAACGAUUGAAAAGAUCAAUGCUAUUGAAAAGAAAUUAAAUGAUGUUGAAAUAUGA
Messenger RNA from Candida albicans SC5314, 1029 nucleotides. RefSeq names its product Nbp2p (gene NBP2). The transcript has a single exon. Bases 1 to 1029 code for a protein of 342 amino acids. Lineage: Eukaryota; Fungi; Ascomycota; Pichiomycetes; Serinales; Debaryomycetaceae. The record is from RefSeq and is a predicted model, not a curated record. Gene Ontology annotation, molecular function: protein binding.